UUCCCACAUUCCUCCCCCCUCCAUUUCCACCCCCCUCCAUUUCCAUCGCGUAUUUCCGUUACCUAACCAGCGAGUUCCUCCCAACAAAGUGACUUAACUCCUCGCUCGCGAAACAGUAACUAAAAUAUCUUUGCGGCAUCACAUCACCACACAUCUCUGAAGUUCUGCAAUUUAAAUAAGUCCCUCCUCUUCCUUUCUCUUUCUCUCUCUGUUUUCUGGAGCAGAGACUAUGGGAGCUUAUUGCAAUGGCGACUUCACUUCUUCUCCGAACUACACCUUUUCUUCUUCACAAGACUUUAGAUUCUCCAAGCAUGUCCACGACAAUGUCCAUGGCAACAUUUAUCUUGAUCCGCUUUUUCUGAAGUUCAUAGAUACUGAAGAAUUUCAGAGACUUCGGGAUCUUAAACAACUUGGUUUGGCACACAUGGUUUAUCCAGGGGCUGUACAUUCCAGGUUUGAACAUUCUCUUGGGGUGUAUUGGCUUGCUGGUGAAGCUGUUCACAAAAUUAAAAGUCACCAAGGCUAUGAGCUUGAUAUUGAUCGCUUUGAUGUACAAACAGUGAAACUUGCGGGACUCUUGCAUGAUGUAGGCCACGGGCCUUUCAGUCACUUGUUUGAACGUGGAUUUCUUCCACGGGUUCUCAAUGGCUCCAAAUGGUCACAUGAGCAAAUGUCAGUGAAGAUGAUUGACCAUAUUGUCGAUAAUCACCAUAUUGAGAUCGACUCUGAAACCAUUAAAAGAGUUAAGGAAAUGAUUCUCGCUAGCUCUGAAUUCACUCUGCCAAAAAGUACAAGGGAGAAGCAAUUCUUGUAUGAUAUUGUUGCAAAUGGUCGAAAUGAAAUCGAUGUUGACAAGUUUGAUUACAUCGUCCGUGACUGUCGUGCCUGUGGUCUAGGAUGCAACUUUCAGUUCCAGAGGCUAAUGGAGACAAUGCGGGUGUUGGGUGAUGAGAUAUGCUAUCGUGCUAAGGAUUGUCAGUAUCCUCUUGAAAUCACUCAUCAUAAUCUAACAAUCCAUAAGUUAUUUGCCACUCGUGCUGAUUUGUACAGAACAGUUUAUACACACGCAAAAGUAAAGGCAAUAGAGCUCAUGGUUGUAGAUGCCCUAUUGAAAGCAAAUGAUUAUCUAGACAUUACAUCUCAUGUCCAGGAUCCUUCUCAAUAUUGGAAGUUGGAUGACACAAUAAUAAAAACCAUUGAGACUGCUCCAGAUCAAGAAUUAAGGGAAUCUAGGGAUUUGAUCCUUCGCAUCCGGAGGAGGGAUUUAUAUCAGUUUUGUAAUGAGUAUGCUGUUCCAAAGGACAAAAUUGAAAAUUUCAAAGAUGUUACUGCACAAGAUAUUGUUUGUUCACAGAAGAAUGCCGCAGUAAUACUAAGAGAAGAGGAUGUUGCUGUUAGUAAUGUCAGGAUUGAUCUGACACAUGGAAGGCAUAAUCCUCUCGAGAGGAUCAAAUUUUUCAAGGAUUAUGAGAGCGAGGAAAAAUUCUCAAUACCCGAUGAUCGCAUUAGCCACUUGCUGCCAACAUCUUAUCAAGAUAUGAUUGUGAGGGUGUACUCCAAAAAGCCGGAACUGGUAGGAGCUGUUUCUGAGGCAUUCGAAAAUUUUCAGUUGAAGACAUAUGGGAUCAAAGCACAGGUAUGUGCAACACCAGAGAAGAAAAAGCGGCGUAUAUGAGGGGGUUACUGGAAGAGUUGUGAAUUCGGAUCACGGGAAUUUAUUUUGGCCCGUGACACUUACUGUGCUCUUGUUAGGCGGCAGAUAAAUUCAUGAAGUCGAAAAUGAGUGUUGCCUCUAGGCUUCACGUGCAAGUGGAUGCGUAAAGCAGCAGCAGCAGCAAUGAUAAUGCUGUUGCUGAUUUAUGGCAAGACCCAGUUCCUGUGAAACUGUUAUUGUUUCCUUGCUCCGUGUGUUAGGGGAAGAGUAGUUGAGAAAGAAAGGUCGGAGGGAUGAAAAGAUUUCUUGAAAGCAGAUUGCAAAUAAAAUGUUCCUGUUCUUUGAAAAUUGACUUUUUUAAACUUUUAUAAAUUAGUAUUAAUAGUAUUGUCAAAAUAAAUGAACUGUUUUUUCCCCCUAACUCUGUAGGAACAGAAAACUAUUCUCAUAAAUUUGAAUUGACUAAAAAGGAAAAAUCGAGCUUUUUUUUCUUCCUUUUCGGGAAGGAGAAAUGAUUAUGGAUAGACUAUCAGAGGAUAGUACUACUAAGUCCUGACCAAGCUCUGUUAUAAUGGAUCAACAAAUGUGAAGUGAAUUUCUGUUAUGAUAGUGUGUGGUUGCAACAUUUUCCAUGUUGCUUCUCUUGUCGGUGCUUGAGGACUGAAUUUAUGUGAAACAUGUUGGACUGCAAAAAUUGUGUGUGUUUUUUUUAAAAUAAAAAUAAAAAAUAAAAAAAAAAUAGUUUUCUUCUUUUUACUGCUUUAAUUGUCAUAAAUUUUGUAGCAGAUACCACCUGUCUCUUUCACCAUAAAAUUUUGACCAGAGUAUUGCACCGACUCGAAGCUAUUAUAUGAACUCAACAUUUUUAUU
Messenger RNA from Cornus florida, 2524 nucleotides. RefSeq lists its product as uncharacterized. The coding region runs from base 230 to 1675 and encodes 481 amino acids. Gene Ontology annotation, cellular component: nucleus. The transcript has 21 exons. The record is from RefSeq and is a predicted model, not a curated record. Gene Ontology annotation, molecular function: dGTPase activity. Lineage: Eukaryota; Viridiplantae; Streptophyta; Magnoliopsida; Cornales; Cornaceae. Gene Ontology annotation, biological process: dGTP catabolic process.